UUUUUUCAGAAUUCUUUCGUGGCUGGUCCACAACAUCACGGCGCUGAGUCAAGGCAGGAAAGCCCCAUAGAAAGACAACUCUCUUCCCCCCAUUCAUCAUAGUAAAUACACCAUAAGAUUUGUUGCAACCAUGACCUCCAGACUCCUCCGUGCGGCACAGCGUCGUCCUCUGAUCACCCUCGGUGCCACCACCGUGGCAGGAACCCUGGGCGCCGCGUCGUUUGUCGAAUUCCAAGCCACGCGCAACGACCAAAUCACACUGCCUCGUCGCUACAAUUGGGAUGCUCUCAAUGAUUACUGGUCCAUUCGACCUGUAUCCGUGGCCUAUAGAGUCCUGGAAAUUGCUACGGCGUUGGGGCCACUGGUGGCGUUGUAUGUGUGGGAUUUCCAUAUUUUGAACACGUCAAAUAAUGACCAGACCACGCGACAACACGCCCAACAGUGGCGAGACGCGUUCACCCAAUUGGGUCCUGCCUUUGUCAAAGCCGGACAACAGCUCUCCAUUCGACCCGAUCUGGUAUCGCCCAUUGUCUUGCACGAAUUGCAGAAAUUGUGCGAUGCCGUCACACCCGUCGCAGAUGAAAUUGCCCUGGCCACCCUGCAACAAGAACUACAUGAUCUUGGCAAUAUUUUCAAGAACGACUUGAAGUUGGUGGCAUCCGCCUCAUUGGGACAAGUCUACAAGGGAACACUGCGAUCGACUGGGGAAACCGUGGCCGUCAAAGUACAGAGACCCAAUAUGCGGAAGUCCUUUAGUUUGGAUCUCUUUCUCUUGCAACAGUGGGGCGUCUUUAUGGAUGCUUGGACCAGUGUCAUUACCCAUCAAAAACCGUACCACAAGGAAUUCUUGCAGACAUAUGCCAGUGGUUCGUACGGAGAACUCGACUAUGAGCUAGAAGCGAGAAAUCAAAAACAGUUUCAGUACGAAAUGAAAACUCGAAAUUCACCCAUUGUCAUUCCGAAUGUCUAUGACCAAUUCACUACCCAAAAAGUACUGACCACCAAAUGGAUUGAUGGAAUCCGACUCUCCGAUUCUGACCCCGAAACGAUCCGGAGAUUGAUUCCUGUGGGAGUCGAACUCUUUCUCUGUCAAUUACUCGAUAUUGGAGCCUUUCAUGCCGAUCCUCAUCCGGGAAACCUCCUGGUGACACCCGAGGGAAAACUCUGUCUGCUGGACUUUGGUCUUUGUGCCACUGUCGAUCCGCAUGCUAGAGCUGCCAUGUCACAAGCCAUUGUGCAUCUCUUGAAGCGAGACUUUCAUUCUCUCGUUCACGACGACACGAAACAACUGGGAUUUCUACCACACGAUUAUGACGCUACAGAGCUUACACCUAUUCUCACCAAAAUCCUCACGGGCGGUCUACUCGAUGCCGGAUCCAAUCUACAAACCCGCAAACGAAAGUUACUGGAGAUUUCCAAUGAGCUCAACCAAGUCUUUUUUCAAUAUCCCUUUUCCGUGCCACCCUUUUUUGCACUCGUCACGCGAGGAUUGGGAUUGUUGGAAGGCAUUGCCUUGACGGGAGAUCCCGACUUUGACAUUUUCAGAGCGAGUGCACCCUAUGCUACCAAACGAGCCAUGCAAAUGGCCACCCGGUCGUGGACCACCAAACAACGCAAUAGUAGUAAUCCACCCAAUGCCAUGGCGGUACAAUAG
Molecule: messenger RNA, 1654 nt
Organism: Seminavis robusta
Lineage: Eukaryota; Bacillariophyta; Bacillariophyceae; Naviculales; Naviculaceae
Source: the annotation of a GenBank genome assembly